Messenger RNA from Dibothriocephalus latus, 255 nucleotides. The record is from the annotation of a GenBank genome assembly. Lineage: Eukaryota; Metazoa; Platyhelminthes; Cestoda; Diphyllobothriidea; Diphyllobothriidae.
AUGGUUGCCGAGGACUUGAAUGACCAGACUGAGGCUGGUGACCCGUCAAAAAGCCACCUUCUUGGUCGUUUCGGGCUUCGCUCCGGAACCAACAAUGGUGAAAGGAUGCUGCAGUUUGCUGAACAGAACCGACUGUUUGUUACCCACACACGCUUUCUGCAUCGUCACAAACAUCUACGUACCUGGUAUUCGAACGAUGGCCGUACCACCAGUCAGAUCGAUUAUAUUCUAGUUGCUUCACGGUUUCGCAACUAG